This is a messenger RNA of Egretta garzetta (little egret), 993 nucleotides long. It is a transcript of the gene SMIM12, whose product is annotated as small integral membrane protein 12. Lineage: Eukaryota; Metazoa; Chordata; Aves; Pelecaniformes; Ardeidae. The transcript has a single exon. The record is from RefSeq and is a predicted model, not a curated record. The annotation marks the transcript as partial.
GUGCGCUCCACGGCCCCCUACGUCGCCUUCCCGGUGGCCUUCGUGGUGGGGCUGGUGGGCUACCACCUGGAGCGGUGCCUCCGCGGAGACCCCCCGCCCGCCGCCGAGGAGGAGAAGAGCAUCUCGGAGCAGCGGGAGGACCGCAAGCUGCAGGAGAUCGCGGGCAAGGACCUGACCAAGGUGGUGAGCCUGAAGGACAAGCUGGAGUUCGCCCCUCGGGCCGUGCUGAACAGGAACCGCCCGGAGAAGAGUUAAUGAAGUUGUGCGGGCAGACGCGGUGCCCGGCGGCGACUGCCCCGGCUGCCGGAGGGCUGGGUCCCGCAGCACCGUGCUGGGGAUGCCCCUGCCACCUGCAUGUCUUCCGCCAGCCUCCCUCCUGCAGGGGCAAUAUGCCCUGCCCACUGCUGCUCUUCACCCUCCCAGGCCCCGCCGGAGGGUUGGGGUUUGCCCACCCCACAGAUGCACUCAAGACACAGCACCACCCAGACCCCCUGGGUGGCAGAGCGGGCAGGGAGCCAUGCUUUGGAGGUGGAGCAUGUCUGAAACUCAUUCGCUCUCGGCCUGUCCUGGCCCCUGAACCAUGAAACCCUCUCGGCCUGGUCCCACCCAUGUCUCUCCAGGUUGGGUUUCUUCCAUGGCUUGAAGACAGAAGAAACUUGGACCUGAGUGACAUGGUGUUGGGGUGAGGCCAACCAUCUGCGGCAGGAGGACCCACUGUCCUGCUUACAGCUCUCCCGUGGCUCUUUGCGAACCCCGACCACAGCACCACGCCACUGCGUUUCACCCACGGGAGCCUGAGCAGCGGCGGACAUCUCUGGGGAACCCCUCUCUGCAUCAUCCCCCGGCUUUGUGGCGAGGAAGGGGGACGGGGGGAGGUGGAAGUCCUGGCCCUGCUUCCAUCCUGGAGCUCUGAGCAUGGCUUUGGGCUCGCGUGUCGAGGAAGGGGAGAUCUCUGCCCUGUACAGGAACAGCCAGAAUAAACUUCUGUCAGUC